AUGGCCUAUGCAGAGGAGGACAGGAACAGCUAUGAGGUGUGCAAGGAAACAGCAGAUUGGUUACGAGCCCGCACUGCUCAGUGCCCGAAGAUGGCGAUCAUCUGCGGGUCCGGGCUGGGCGAUCUGGCUGAGGUGCUAGACAAGAAGGCAGUCUUUCCGUACGAGGACAUCCCCCACUUCCCACGGAGCACAGUCGCAGGGCACGCGGGCAGGCUGGUGUUCGGGGAGCUGAGCGGGCAGCCGUGCGUGUGCAUGCAGGGGCGCUUCCACGCCUACGAAGGGUACUCCGGCAGCGCGAUCACCUUUCCCAUCAGGGUCUUCUCUCUCCUGGGGGUGGAGGUCUUGAUUACCACAAAUGCUGCCGGGGGACUGAACCACCACUUCCAGGUGGGGGACAUCAUGUUCAUCAGAGACCACAUCAGCAUGUUUGGCUUGGGAGGGCAGAACCCGCUGCGUGGGCCAAACGAUGAGAGGCUUGGCGUGAGGUUUCCCUGCAUGUCUGAUGCUUACGACCCAGAUCUGCUCGGCCUGGCGAUGGAGAGCGCACAGGAGCUGGGCUUCCAGAGCUUCGUCCACACAGGGGUGUACUGCAUGCUGGCCGGUCCCUCCUAUGAAACCGUCGCUGAGAGCCGUGUGCUGCAGGCCCUGGGGGCAGAUGCUGUGGGCAUGAGCACCGUCCCAGAAGUCAUCGUCGCCAGGCACUGUGGCCUCCGCGUCCUCGGGCUGUCCCUCAUCACCAACAGGGCGGCGACAAGCUACAGCAGCCCAGAGAAAACCAGCCACGACGCCGUGCUGCGCGUCUCAGUGGCACGGGCUGAAGCCCUGAGCAGGCUGGUGGUGCGCCUCGCCGCCCGCCUCGGGGAGAGCCCCCGCUCCCCCCGACCACAGCCACUUACCUGCGUAUAACAGCACGUGGACGCCAGAGAGUGCUGGGGUGAGAUUGUCCCCUCCUGCUGUUGUGGUUGUGAACAUGCCGGGAAUCUCGUCCCCGUGCUUCAGCCAGGAUUUGCUUUGAAACUUGCCGUGAUGACCCCCAGGUAGCAGCCAGCUCCCUUCUUGGCCAAGGAAGGCCAUAGCAGUGUUCUGGCACCAAACAGCCCCCGCCGACCCCUCGCAGAUCCCCAGAGCUGUGUGUCCCUUGGCACCAUAGGCUCUGUGGGGCUGCCGUGGGGCUCCUGCCCCUACUACAGGUCCUUCCCAUCGCACCGAGCCGGGAGCAAGCUGGAGAGACGGGCAUGGGGCUCGGUGUCUGCUGGGGAUGCCUGGUUAGCGCCUGCUCCAAAGCCACUGGAAGCCCAGAGACAGACCGAGUUUUGGAUGAGGACCCGGGUACAAAAAACAGGGCAGGACGCAGGUGAGAGCGGAGUGGAUGGAGCAAGCGUUGCUGCCAAGCAAACUGCGGCACCCCCGUGCUCUCCAAGGGGUUGUUGUGGUCUCUGCACCCCGGGACGCCCUCGGCUCACUGCCCGGCUCCGUGGCUAUUUGCUGCCUGCACCCUGCACCCUCCAGGCUGGGUUUUGGUGUCCCAGGAUGGAGCGGUCACCGUCUGAGCCAGCUUCACCCCAAAUUUGUGCUCCUGCAGCACCGGUGGUUCAUGGUGUUGACUGAGGUGAUGUUACAGCGGGAAUUAUGGGGGAAUGGGCACC
Molecule: messenger RNA, 1646 nt
Organism: Cygnus olor (mute swan)
Lineage: Eukaryota; Metazoa; Chordata; Aves; Anseriformes; Anatidae
Gene: PNP
Product: purine nucleoside phosphorylase
Exons: 6
Coding region: 1-906 (301 amino acids)
Biological process (GO): nucleoside metabolic process
Cellular component (GO): cytoplasm
Molecular function (GO): purine-nucleoside phosphorylase activity
Source: RefSeq, a predicted model, not a curated record